Oppia nitens is the source of this 1238-nucleotide messenger RNA. RefSeq lists its product as uncharacterized. Gene Ontology annotation, cellular component: snRNA-activating protein complex. The transcript is spliced from 2 exons. NCBI's taxonomy places the organism in Eukaryota, Metazoa, Arthropoda, Arachnida, Sarcoptiformes, Oppiidae. Gene Ontology annotation, molecular function: sequence-specific DNA binding. Bases 125 to 1183 code for a protein of 352 amino acids. Gene Ontology annotation, biological process: snRNA transcription by RNA polymerase II; snRNA transcription by RNA polymerase III. The record is from RefSeq and is a predicted model, not a curated record.
AUUUAUUAAAUGUGUUAAUCACGUGAUCUAUUGGUUAGUGUUUAUUAGGGAAAGAAAUCUUUAGUUUUUUUAUUCAAAGAUAUUCCCGAAGACAUCAAAUCCGAAGUGAAGACACACGCCAUCAAUGAGUGGCCGAUUUAUUGCCGCCGGUUUUCGACAAGACAUUGAGUCGUUGUUCAGUCGGUUCAUUAGCGGCGACGAUGGAGACGAUCGGCCAACAAAUGAGACAACAAUCUCUGCGACCGACGCCGGUCUAGACGUAAAGCCCGAUCCGAAAGUGGUGUCACUUCGGUUCAGUCGAUUCUGUCAACUGUGGCGUCAAAUGAACUUUUCCUAUGUCUUUAGUCUUCGCCAAAAUGUGAACGAAUUGCGCGAAUUUAUCGACGAAAUCUUUGUCGAAGUUUUGCCCAAUGUUUCCGAUGACCACCGAUUGGAGCGACGGGUUUGCGCUCUCUAUCUGUUGUAUUCUCUGUAUUGUAAACAACCGAAAAUGUCGGACAACUCAUCGUUGACAUCGACCUCCAAACAAAAGAUCAGAAUUAACUUUUCCUAUUUGGAACAAAUUCGUUGUCUGAUCCAGACUUGCAAAGAGUUGGAACAGAUGGACGUGUGUUACGUAUGGUAUAAGAUGUUGGCUAUCGGUGCCGUCCAUUUCGUUCACGUUUCCCGAUUGAUGGGUCCGCUAUACAUAAGGAACAGUCGGGUGACGAGCGAAACACAAACCAAAACCGACUUUCUUAUCGAUCAAUUCAAGACUUCAUUGUAUCCACCGUUUGACGAAUUGUCGCACAUUCACGAAAAGUAUCGCACAAUGAAAGAGGAGUUGACUGACGACACUCCCGACUUACAACAGUUGGAUCAGAUUCAGGACAACAUAUUCGAGUUGAGUAAAGCAAAAAUGGAUAAUCUGGUCAAAGAGUUUAUCAAUGCAUCGACAAAGACAUCGAGUGGACUCAAUGUCUCGACAAGAAUGGACGCCGAAGACGACUCGGAGGACAGCGACGAAUCGAAUAAUGUAUCGAUUGGUGAAAAGCGAAGAAGAUUGAGACAAAAGGCCGCUUCGUUUGGUAAAUCAGCCAAAACUGCAUGCAAUGAGAACAAUGCCACCAAUUCUACUGAAACGGCGUCUGUAGGCCCUAAAAGAGGUCGACCUAAAGUGGCCAAACUUACCGAUGAUGUCUAGUAUUUUUUUAAUGGCAAUCUCAUCUAAGUAUACAGUACUAUAUAUUAUUAUUAAU